This is a messenger RNA of Cutaneotrichosporon cavernicola, 3330 nucleotides long. RefSeq lists its product as uncharacterized. Gene Ontology annotation, cellular component: nuclear RNA-directed RNA polymerase complex. The coding region runs from base 1 to 3330 and encodes 1109 amino acids. Gene Ontology annotation, biological process: siRNA processing. Gene Ontology annotation, molecular function: RNA-directed RNA polymerase activity. The transcript has 19 exons. NCBI's taxonomy places the organism in Eukaryota, Fungi, Basidiomycota, Tremellomycetes, Trichosporonales, Trichosporonaceae. The record is from RefSeq and is a predicted model, not a curated record.
AUGCUUCCUACCAGUCUCGACGAGUCACUCGGUCCGACGUCUCCCUCCCUCACCUCGCUCAGAGACCAGGUCCCCCCAGUCCCCAACAGACCCAGAGAGCAAGAUCAGUGCAUCCUCGACACGAUCGACAGCCUCCUCGGCGGCAAGAAGAGGCACAGCUCACGUGGCCUCGACCUCUGGCUCAUCACACCAAAGCAUAUGAUGAUGGGGUCGAUGACCGGUGACACUUUUACGCAGUUCCUCAGCAGUCCGUGCCUCCAGAAGGAACGUGCUCCUCCAGGCAAGCCGGGGAAGAGGAGGGGAAAGGCUCUCCCAUUGUCUUUUGUCUCGUUUGAUUUCAGCCGCAAGCUCCUCGUCGCCAAAGCUACAUUUGACGUCCAUGACGACCUUCCUCGGGCCCUCGAUCCUCUCGAUAUCGAGUUGCCCCUUUCUGAUAUCACGGCGGGCGGCAUGUACGUCUGGUCUAAAAAGAUUGACUCGAACCUCCGCGAGGUCCGUGUGAUGGUGUCUUUUCGCCGCCCGCCGCGUUACUUUUGCCGCUUCGAGAUGGAGACGGAGACUAAAGGCAAGCUCCACCGCCGGCGAGCAACCCAAUUCGACUUCUUCAAAAGCGACAUUCAAGAAGCGCACGGAUACCCCAUCCAUCCCAUCAACAAUGGAAGCGCAGCAUACCCUCUACACUGGAACGCAUACCAGUGGGUGUUCGAGAUGGACGAGAUCGAGUUCAACCGCACCAAGGCCGCCCAGCUCAUGAUACGCCGUAUACCAGAUCUCCACAUCAUCUCCAACGCACGUUACCCAGCCACCGUCGAGCCCAACUCGUUCGACGAGUGGAACCCACCCGACCUGUCCGACUUGGACUUUGAGGUGCGCACCCUCGCCGAGGGACUGAUAGGCACGGGCAUCCUCCGUCCCCAGGACUGGCCCGAUCUCCUCGAGUCCCUCGACACUGCCACCCUCCCCUACUCGCGCGACGCCAAGCUCCGUGUCCUCGAGAGCCUGUUCACCGAAGAACGAAUUUAUGACAUCAAGACGACGCUACAAAAGCGGCUCCGCACGUUCAAGUCCGUACCACACACCAAGGACAUCAAGCACGUUGCGUUGAUCCGCACCAUCCAGAUCACACCCACGCGCAUGCUCAUCGGCCCUCCUCAACAGGAGGCCAGCAACACCGUCACCCGCAAGUAUGCUGACCAUCUCGACGAUAUCAUCCGCGUCCAGUUCGCCGACGAAGGUGACCGCAUCCAUAUCCUCGACUACGCAAAGGACGCCGACCAGGUCAUGCCGGGUGUUGGUCUAAUGGCUCGUAUCCGGCGCGCUCUAAACAAGGGUAUCCGGGUUGGGGGCAAGCUCUUCUUCCCCAUUGCUUCCUCUGGCUCCCAACAGAAGGACCACUCGAUCUGGUUCUUCAACCCGGCUGCGAUCGACCGCACCGAGCUCUUCCGCUGGAUCGGUACCGUGAAGGAGACGGUCGUUGCCAAGUAUGCGGCCCGCAUGGGUUUGCCCUUUAGCACGAGUCGCCAAAUCGAUCUUGUUAUCAAGAUUGGAAAGCGUGAGGACGUCGAGAUCAAUGGUCACUGUUUCACCGACGGUUGUUCCGUUGCCGGUACCGAGGUGAUGUGGAAGGCGGCCGAGGCUCUUAGACCCAACAAGACUAUCCAGUGCCGCCCGUCCGCGAUCCAGUUCCGCUUGGGUGGCGCUAAAGGCAUGCUCGCUUGCUGGCCAGAACUGGCUGAAUCAAACGAGGUGCUCUUACGCAAGUCACAAGUCAAGUUUAACAGCGACCAGGUCAAGCUGAAUGUCAUUCGCGCAACCCACUACCAGCCCGCCUUCCUGAACCGCCAGUUCAUCAUGAUCAUGGAGGCGAACGGGGUGCCCCAGGAGCUAUUCCUUGAGCUCUUCGACCGCGCGCUUGAGAAACUGCAGGGGUUUGAGGACCGCAUCAAGGCAGGCACUCUGACGGUCGAUGACCUGGUCUUACUGGGUAGCUGUCGCGAGUUCCCAAUUUCUACGCUCCUCCAGUGCGGUUUCAACGCCAACCCCUUCGUCCUCGACCUCUGUCGCCUCAUCAAGGGCCGAGCGCUCCAGGACCUCAAGUGGCGUAACCGCCUCAAGAUCGACGGCGGCGUGUUCCUAAUGGGCAUCUGCGACGAGGUGGCCUGCCUCGCCGAAGGCGAAGUCUUCUGCCAGUAUCAGGUGGACUAUGACAGCGAGCCUAUUGUCGUUACAGGGGAGGUUCUAGUUUGCCGCGCGCCAGCGCUCCACCCUGGUGAUGUGCGCCGAGCCAUGGCUGUCGACCGCCCCAAACUCCGUCAUCUCACCAACGUGGUGGUCUUCAGCACUAAGGGUGCACUUCCGCUUCCCAGCAUGCUCGGCGGUGGUGACCUGGAUGGCGACGACUACACCCUCAUCUGGGACCAGCGCUUCGUCCAGCCGCUCAAGGAGUUCAAGCCAAUGAACUACACCCCCCCGCCCCCGAUUCGCGUCGACCAAGUCACUCAGGAGCACGUUAACGAAAACUUCAUCAACUACAUCAUGAACGAUAUCCUUGGCAAGGUCGACAACGCCCACCUCGCCAACUCCGACUGCUACACGCCCUUUCACCCUUUCUGUCUGAAACUGUCAGAGGUCCACAGCACUGCAGUGGACUUUGCCAAGACCGGGCAGCCCGCCGAGCUGGACCCCGAUCUCGUCCCGGACAGGUGGCCUGACUUCAUGGGCAAGGAGGAGUCCAAGACGUACCGGAGUGGCAAGAUUCUGGGCCAGUUAUUUCGAAAGGUUAUUCCUGAGCCCGUGUUUAAGCCGACCAACCUCACCAAGGCCGGAUACGACCUCCAUCCCCGCCUCGUGGACAUGUUUGAGCCAAACCUUGGGCUGUUCGUGCGCUUGCAAUUUGUCAAGAGCCGGUACGAACACGACCUGCAGUACACGAUGCGCCGCUUCAACGUGCAAGAGGGGGAGAUUGUGACAAGUGUCCCGGCUCAUAACCGUGAGCGCAUGCGGUCGCGUGAGCAGCAGCACCUCCAUGAAGCGCUCGACGUCGUCUACCAAGCUCAUGUCGAGACGACUCGAGAGAAUGCGCUGAAGGCCUCUCUCGAGUUGGUGGAUCUCCCCACUGGAACUCGUCUCGAGGAAUACAUUGCUUGGCACGCUUACAUGCUGGCGUUCGAGGCGAGAAACGUCAUGGAGGCGGACGAGCAGAUCAACCGCACUCUCGGCGGCCCCGGAUCGGCCUCCAUUUUCAGCGGCGGGAUGCGUAUCCUGCCGUUAAUGAGUUUCCCCUUCGUUUGGUGGCCCGAGCUCAUCGCGCUUGUGACGAAGACUCGUUGA